CCAGGUUGCAAAAAGCCGCGCAGUGUAUGGUCCAGUUUUUUCUGCACUUUCGUCGUCUCAUGUGAAGCCAACUCACACAAAUGACCACAGUAUGAGGGACAAAAGAACUUGACAAUGUGCACGAAAUUUAAAAGAUUGUAAUCUGAGAACGUAAUGUAACGUUCAGAAUUUGGUAGGUUGAUCAGGUCUGGAAUUACCUACGUUAUUUAUUUCUAGAAUGUCCAGGAUAUGAUAUUCUUGAGAAGUGACAAGUUAGAGAAAAAGCGGGCUGACAACUAAUUUGGCAUAUGAAAUGAACUUUUAAUAACGAAAGCGAGGUUUAGCGAUCAAGGCGUCCAACCCCCAGUCACCAGGUCUAAGGUUCGGAUCUCGCCCCAUCCAAAUAGGUCUUGACAACUAAUUAGUAUCACUAGCCCUCACACUUCGAGUAUUGCUCACAACUAAUUAUCUAUUCAAUAAUUUAACCAUAAUAACAGAAAUGGAAACAAGGUGGGAGUACGACAAUUCGACAGUCGAAACUAGGAGUUAAUAUAGUAAAGUUUCAAAUGUCUCGCAGUAAAUAACACCCAAAUACAGCAGUAAAUACUAAUGGAAACAGAAGGAUUGGAAAACGAAUUAAUUCAAUCAAUUCGACCUAGUUUAAAUGAAUUAUUACGAAUAUGGGAUUAUGUGGGUUAUAAUAAAUUGGAACGUUCACAACGUCUUAAACAAUUUGUUCAAAAACUUGAAACUGUUCUAUGCGAAGUAAUUAAAGAAGAGAAUUCUGCACGUCUUAUAAUGGAGCAAAAAAUUGAAUUAAGACGUAGAGAAAUCGCUGAUAUGUGUCAACAAUUAGGUUUGGCACCAUUCCUACCUGAACGUGGACUUACCUCCAGUGAAUUAAUGAGAUCAUUGGAUGAAAAAGCAGAAGAAUUAAUUCAACAAAAAAGUGCUCGAUGUGAACGUUAUUGUUGGUUACGAUCGAAGGUAUUACAUUUAGAUAGUUUAUUGGGUGGUGACCAACUAUCGGAUAUUACAAAACAUAAGCUUGAUAUAGAUUUUCACACUACCUUCCCACCGAUUAUAAAAUUUUUUGGACAAUCGAAUUGUAUUGAUCAAAAUAACACUGAUAAAAAUGAUCAUUCAAAUGAAUAUGAAAGUUUAGAUCCUUCGCUUAUUUCGUCUAUUCAAACAUUACCAGAUCAAAUAAAUAUCGAAAAGCUUACUACAAUUUAUGAAGAACUACAAUCAAUUUAUACACCAUUAGCUAAUCAACAUGCUGCACUUCGUGAAGAUAUUGCUCGUGUUGCAGCUGAUAUUUUCUAUCAACCACAAUCAGAUAAAGAGGCUGAAAUUUUAACGAUUGUUGGAUUAAAACAUUUAUGUAAAAAUGGUAAUGCAAUUUCAACUCCUGGUGUAGUUAGACGAGCUAAUGAUGGAACAAAUUGUGUUAUGCCUAUAUCUACACCUAGUGAAACCUCAGAAGUCACUACAAAUGGUUUAGAUAAUAAUCAUGAUAUAUAUGAACCUGUUGUAAAUAAAGAGAUACUUAGAUGGUUAACUGAUUGGCGAUUAAGAUUGGUCAAAGAGAAAGCACGUUUAGUUGGUACGUGUGAAGAAUUGAGAGCUUACCUGUUACAAAUGUGGAAACGAUUAGAUAAACCGGAAUCAGAACAGAAAGAAUUUCUGGAAAUGCAUUCUGGUUAUAAACCUGAAACACUGGAAGCACUUCAGGAAGAAGUUGAUCGUUGCCAACAGAUGAAAUGGGAAAAUAUGCAAACAUAUUUAACUCGUCUUGAAAGCGAAGCUCUACGAUUGGCUAGUUUAUGUUGUGUAGAUGAGAAAAUUAUUCAACUACCAAAUGAUAGUGAUAAACAAGAUCCAGAAAUACUAAUUAAUCACUUAGAGACUAUAUUAGAACAAUUAAACCAAACCUAUUAUUUAUAUCGUCCUGUCUAUGAAUGUAUUGCUGUAUAUGAAUCGUCUUGGAAACAAUUAAUUGAUGUUGAAGCUCGUUUAAAAGAUCCAUCAAUAUUUUCUAAUCGUGGUGGUAUUUUAUUAAAAACAGAAAAAGAGAAAAAACGUCUACUGAAAGAAGUGGAACGUACUGAAAAAGAGGCAAUAUCAGCUAUUGAACAAUAUGAAUUGAAAAGUUCAUCACAUUUUCUCUUAUCUAAUGGUAAAACAUUUACUGAACAUAUUAAUGAAAGAUGGAAUAAUUACAAAACACUUAAAGAUACAUCAAAAUCACGUCGUUCAAUUGUUCCAGCUACUAGUAAUAAUAGUAAUUCAACUAUCAGUAAUAAUAAUACCGGUAAUACAACACGUCCAACUUCAGCUAAUCUAACAGGAUCACCUGUAGCUCACACUUAGUACUUAUUUCAUUGAAUGAAAAACAUUAAUUUUUCACUUUUUCCCAUUUUGUUGUACAUACACACGCAUAUAUAUAUAUAUAUAUAUAUAU
Messenger RNA from Schistosoma spindalis, 2443 nucleotides. NCBI's taxonomy places the organism in Eukaryota, Metazoa, Platyhelminthes, Trematoda, Strigeidida, Schistosomatidae. The record is from the annotation of a GenBank genome assembly.